This is a messenger RNA of Diaporthe batatas, 558 nucleotides long. RefSeq lists its product as uncharacterized. The transcript is spliced from 2 exons. The coding region runs from base 1 to 558 and encodes 185 amino acids. The record is from RefSeq and is a predicted model, not a curated record. Lineage: Eukaryota; Fungi; Ascomycota; Sordariomycetes; Diaporthales; Diaporthaceae.
AUGAACACUUACCAGCCACACAAUGCUCCACCACCUUCCCCUCAGACUCUGAUGACAGAUCCGAAUAUCAAGGUUAUCCACCCAGGGGGCGUUGCCGAUACCUCGCCGCCGCUUUACUCCCUUUCGGUUUCCAACGACUCGAAACCAAACGUCGUUGUCUACCGCGGGCCACACUCGCCAUCCAACAUAAUCGGCACCGCCGUCUUCCACUCGCUCUCUGGAAAGAUCGACCUUGUCUUUCACGGGCAACCCAUGACCAUAAAACCGAGUGGCAUGACCGUCGCGUACCAUUUCGAGUUUCCGCCAGUGGGCAAGCUCAAGUGGCAGCCAAACCAGACGACGGGCAUGGGCUUGGAGCUCCGGGAUGCCAGUGGGAUGAAGGUGGUCAAGCUCAAAUCGACUGGCUUUGGCUCGGGGGAGAGGGUGUUUGAGAUGAUGGUGCCAUGCGACCCGAGGUUUGUGGACUUGGUCGUGCUGUCGGGGUGGGCAGUAAGAGCAAAUAUGGACAAGGACAAUUCUGCCGUGGCUGAAAUCCUUGGAGCAGUGCUGGGGGGGUAA